ACAAUAGUUAUGACAGGAACAGGGCGAGCGGGCGCCUAAACAACGGCAUACCCAUGGUGCCUCAGAGGAGGAGUCCAUCAGAACUGGACAGUUUCCGAUGCUCUCUGCCAGUGCAUGAACGCCAGGAGGAGAUCGUUCAGCUCAUCAGAGGAAACAGAGUGGUGCUGGUAGUGGGAGAGACUGGCUCUGGGAAGACUACACAGAUCCCACAGUUCCUGCUGGAUGAGUACAGCAGGAAUGGAGAGCCAUGCAGGAUCUUCUGCACUCAGCCCAGGCGCCUGGCCGCCAUUGCUGUGGCUGAGAGAGUAGCAGCUGAGAGAGGAGAGAGUGUGGGCCAGACU
Plectropomus leopardus (leopard coralgrouper) is the source of this 341-nucleotide messenger RNA. NCBI's taxonomy places the organism in Eukaryota, Metazoa, Chordata, Actinopteri, Perciformes, Serranidae. The record is from RefSeq and is a predicted model, not a curated record.